UAACUCAAAGGUCAAAACAAAUUCUAUAAAUUGGUCGACAGAUGACAGAAAACAUCAGUGCAGACCACAGUCACAGUUUUUGUGAUACAGCAGCAAGGAAAGUGAAGAAGAAAGAACUAAUAACAAGUCUACGUUACACUUAAAAAGAGUCAUGAGGAUCCAGCUGGCUUGUUUGCUGCUGCUCUUUGCCAGUGUGCACUGUCAGGAUGCAAGUGUCUCUCCGCGUUACCGCAAAUUUAUAGAUCAGCAUAUAAACGGGCAGAUGAGUGCUACCAGGUGUGAUGUGGAAAUACGAAGUAGAGGAAUCAGCAAGACCAACAGCAAUGAGUGUAAGGAGACCAACACCUUCAUCCGAGCCACCACCAAAAUAAUUAAAUCUAUCUGUGGGCAGGCAGGAGAGCCGUAUGGUGAAAUGACUAAAAGCCUUCAACCCUUUGACAUUGUUGUCUGUAAACUGAAAAACCAGGAUGCCAGACAGCCCCGCUGCCAGUACCGUGGUCAGACUUUCACCAGGAGAAUUGCAAUCAAAUGUGAUCAAGGCCUUCCGGUGCACUUUGACAGAGACAUUGUAUAUUUUGACCAUUAAUUAAACAGCGACUGUGUGCUUCAGUAUCCUGUUCAAUAAAAUGCAUUACACUUG
This is a messenger RNA of Scomber scombrus (Atlantic mackerel), 640 nucleotides long. RefSeq names its product ribonuclease-like. The transcript has 3 exons. Lineage: Eukaryota; Metazoa; Chordata; Actinopteri; Scombriformes; Scombridae. Gene Ontology annotation, molecular function: RNA nuclease activity; nucleic acid binding. The record is from RefSeq and is a predicted model, not a curated record. The coding region runs from base 152 to 586 and encodes 144 amino acids. Gene Ontology annotation, biological process: angiogenesis; defense response to Gram-positive bacterium; defense response to Gram-negative bacterium.